AUGUUCGAUUUCUUAUUCGCCUUUGCAAUUGUUCAUUCAACAAUCGCAAUCAUUGGAAUGCUUUUCAAUACAAUUUUGAUCUACUUGGCAAUGUUCAAAACUCCUCAAAUCAUUCGAUCUUAUGCAACUUUGAUUAUCAAUUUUGCGUUGACCGACUUUUUUGCAUGUUUUUUCGAUUUUUUUGUUCAACAAAGAAUUAUUCCGGCAGGCAAGACAUUGGGAUAUGUUUCAAAUGGAUUUUGCAAAUAUAUAUCUCCGAAAGCUUGUUAUGUUGGGUAUGCUUUUGGGUGAACAUUUUCUUUUAUUUCACCGUUUAGUGAUCAAAAUAACAAAUAUUAAUCAUUGAAAUAUUAUAGAUACAGUCUAAUGCUUCAUUUCUUUUCUCAUUCUUUGUGGUCCCUUCUUCUUUCUUUCUCAUAUCGUUAUUAUAUUCUAUUUUAUCCAGCUCCUCGAAGAAUAACUCUUCUCAUUAUAGUUUUCCUAAUUUAUCAACCCUCACUUUUUCAAUGGAUCGUACUUCUUUGGUCUCAAGAUGAUACCAAAGAUAUUCUCGCUGUUUUAAAAGUUAAAUUUCCGAAUUACACAUUUCAUGAAGAUCAGAUGGUUACUGGAACUCUAGAUAUUCUUCGGUUUGGUACGAUGUUUCCAAUUUUGCAUAUGACACUUCCUGUCACUCCAGUUUAUGCAUGUAUUUUGAUUUUAAGAAAUCGAAUUAUCAAAAGAUUAUCCGAACAAACGAGUAGUUUAUCACAAAAAACAAAGAAAUUGCACAAACAAUUAUUGAUGGUAAGAAAUUUCGAGAGGGGUAAAAACAAGUUUUUUUGGUUCUUUUGAAAUUAACCUCACAUAUUUGAAAAAAAAUCUGAAAUUGUUUUAGGCUCUCUCAUUUCAAGCCCUUCUCCCUGGUUUUUUCCUGAUCGCCGUAUCUUCUUAUGCUGUGGGUCAAUUAAAUAUUUAUCAUCAUCCCUUUUUCGAAUACCUCACAUAUUCCUCAAGUGUCUUUAUUCCAUUUCUAACACCAGUUUCCUCUUUCAUAUUUGUCACACCCUAUCGCCAAUUUCUAACAAGUAUCUUCUCAAAAGAUACCAAAGUCAAAGACACCAAACCUCAACAAAAUAAUUCGACAUCUUUUCAUACUGCAAGUGCUGUCUCAUCAAAAAAGUAA
Caenorhabditis angaria is the source of this 1165-nucleotide messenger RNA. The record is from the annotation of a GenBank genome assembly. Lineage: Eukaryota; Metazoa; Nematoda; Chromadorea; Rhabditida; Rhabditidae.